GUUUGUAUUUGAUUGGCGUGCCGAGCUUCGUGCUAACGUAACAAGAGAUUAGUUUGUGCAAGUCACAACAGGACUUAUACAUAGAUCCAGUUAGAUUACCUGCACUUAAAAACACAGCCCUUUCGUUUGAGCAUGUUUUAAUCGUCCCCCUGCAUGCAGAUAUGGGAGAGCCGGUAUCACACAAGUUUACUUCCCUUGAGGAGGAGCUGUGCUUCUGGAAGGAGCAGGCACACAGACACCAGCAAAGGGCUGAUGAGGCUCAGGAGGAGCUGCAGGAGUUCCAGCAGAUGAGUCGAGACUACGAAGCAGAGCUGGAAACGGAGCUGAAGCAGUGUGAGGGACGAAACAAGGAGCUGCUGAUGAACAACAACCGGCUUCGCAUUGAGCUGGAGAACAUGAAGGAGAAGUUUGAGGUCCAGCAUUCCGAUGCUUUGAGACACAUCUCAACGAUGGAGGAAGAACUGGGAGAGACCAAAGCCGUCAGAGAUCAUCUCCAGAAGUACAUCAGAGAGCUGGAGCAGUCCAACGAUGACCUGGAGAGAACCAAGAGAGCCACCAUCAUGUCUCUGGAGGAUUUCGAGCAGCGCAUGAACCAGGUCAUCGAGAGGAACGCUUUUCUUGAGAGCGAGCUUGAUGAGAAAGAGAACCUGCUGGAGUCUGUUCAGAGGCUGAAGGAUGAAGCCAGAGAUCUUCGUCAGGAGCUGGCGGUGCGGCAGAAGGAGAGACGGCCGUCGAGCAGCCUGGGUAAAGACGGCGAUUACACAGACCUGGCGAGCUCCUCGGCGGGGAACCCGGUCACCCCCUCCAAGCCUCUCAGCUCAUACAUCACUCCUCCAGCUUCCAGCAUCCGCCGAGGCGAUGGUCUAACAGGGACUCCUCUCACCACAUCUGCAAGAAUAUCGGCACUUAAUAUCGUCGGCGAGCUGCUGAGAAAAGUCGGAAACCUGGAGUCGAAGUUGGCGUCCUGCCGAGACUUCGUGUACGACACGUCCGUCAGCAGACCGGCCCUCCCGCCUGGGUCUGGGAGCACUGUGGGUCUAGAAGGAGGAGCUGAUGUCCUGGCCGCCAGCGCCAGCCCUCCUCCUCAGUACGACAGCUUAGUGAAGCGGUUGGAGUUCGGACCCGCUCCUCCGAGAGGGGUUUCCCAGGGGCCCCAGUCUCCACAGGGAGGAGUCAAAAUCCUCCUCUGAGAGAGAAUCUGAAUAACUCCAUCCCCUCCUCCUCCCCCUCGCCCUCCCUCAUCCGUAAACUCCAGCAGUGGGACUUUUUGCUGAGCUGUCUUCAGCCGCCACCUCGCUCAGCUAUGGACUGAAGAGCCGCUCUCCUGGGUCCCGGCGCCGCAGAGCCAGGGGGGCUGCACAGAGCCUCCCCGUCGCACCACGGCGUCCUCUUCUGUCCGGGACGCUGUGGUGGGUGGCGUCCGGAGGAUUCUCCGCGUCUCCUGCUUUCUGUGGGGGGGGGUCGAGUAGAGCAGAGCUUUUAGAAACGUUACUGCUUCCGUAAAACUCUGGUAGUUACGUCACGUGCGGACCAGUCAUGUCGAUCACAGGCGCUGGAAAGUGGCUCGGUUACAGGGACCAACGACUUGGAUUUCUAAAACGGUUUGAAUUAGCAAGUAUGACGUUAAUGAGCAGAUCCAAACCGACGAGGGAGAACAGAGCAGAUCGGGAAAAAAACUUCUCUUUUCAUGACCGCUUCAGGCCUCCGUGCAGACCAAAGCUGUGAUCAAACUAAAGGAACGGGGAAAUCUUUCACUUAGGAGAACACGGUCAGUCUUGCUCAUCAUUCUUCAUGAAAGAUCGGUUUGAUGAUUUGAAAAGAUAAAACGUAGUGGCUGAAUGAGCGGAGAGUCGGUGUUUCGUCCAUCGCUGCCUUCAUCACUGCUUCACGCCUCUUCAGUCUGAGGGCGUCGCUUCGCUUCACUGGGUUUCCCCUCUCGCUCCCGUGUACUUUCAUAUGAGAUGUUUAACGUGUGCGUAAGACUGUAGCGAAUCACAGAAAAGCAUCUUUACGACCACACAGCCAAAGGUAUGGAUUAGUGCACCAACUUAACAGCCAUAGAUUUAAUUCAUGUAUUAGAUUUGAUGAACUACCUGGUGUGGAGCGAUCACUGCAGAGGCAGCUGUCGCUGAUCACCCUCUGAUCUUUAACGGUGUGGCUUAUCGCUCUGUCACAUUAUAUAUUACAAUAAAAAAAGGGAGACUGAAUUUGUUUAGUUAUCCAGGAAGAUCUUUUUAAGUAAUCCUGUGAUACAUCCACAUGCAAACCUCUCGAUUAUUUUUCCACAGGAUUCCCAUUUCAUUUGGACUUGUUUUUGUUUGGUUCUCGUCUCCUCUCCCUCCUGACGUUGCACAGACUCCAUUCAUCUCACCAGUAAAUGUUGGAGCAGUAGACUGGCAUCUAGGGCUUACUAAAUGUGAAGAAUAGGUUUUCUGCCUCAGGGAUAGGAUCUGUUACGCUGCAGAUUCACGAUCUUAUCCCUCUUAUCAGGUUUUAAGGUGACCUUUAGGGUUUAGAUGGGCACACGUGCACUACUGAAUGUACAGCGAUAAUUCUCGUUUUCCUCCAUUAAGGGCCAGAUGGUGGACGUACGAUGAAAGAUACCAAGCAAUAAUAGAUUUUAACAGGUCAAUAAGUUUAACCGCGAUAAGCACAGUUCAUAGUAUAUUUGUGUAGGUAUAUAGAGCAUUUAUUGAAACUCCUUCGUCUGCCUUGGAGGAGGAGAUACUGCGAAUCGGGAAGCGAGGACUUGAAGUUAUAAUGUGACAGCUUUGCUUUUUUUUUGUUUUCUUGAAUUAUUUCUUGUCAAUUGGGUUUUUUUUUUUCCCCACUACUGCCGUCAUCCAGCAGCAAAUAUCACAGAUAUUCAUGUUUUGGCUCCGUACUGCACUGUAACCUGUGUAACAAAUGAGAACUGGAGUUGCUGUUUAGCCUGUCUUGGACUAACAGGAGCGAAGUGGAAUUGUAAUCACGGACCACUGUGUUCUGGGUGUUGGAUUGUGUGUGUGUGUGUGUGUGUGUGUUUUUGUGUGUGUGUGUGUGCGCAGCACCUGUAAACUGUAAAUGUGCCUGAGGGUACUUACUCUACCCAACUCUUAUCCUGCUGGUGUGUUUUUUUUCUACGGAGCUGAAACGCUGAUGGUUUUUGAUGCAGUGUGUUCGCUUGAAGUUACUGACCAAGAACAGAAACAAUAAACCGAGAAAAU
Molecule: messenger RNA, 3206 nt
Organism: Salarias fasciatus (jewelled blenny)
Lineage: Eukaryota; Metazoa; Chordata; Actinopteri; Blenniiformes; Blenniidae
Product: nuclear distribution protein nudE homolog 1-B
Exons: 9
Coding region: 162-1190 (342 amino acids)
Biological process (GO): chromosome segregation; vesicle transport along microtubule; establishment of mitotic spindle orientation
Cellular component (GO): kinesin complex; centrosome; kinetochore
Molecular function (GO): microtubule binding
Source: RefSeq, a predicted model, not a curated record